AUGGUGCUCACCAGAAUAUUAUCAUGUUUUAUGAUACUAUCAUUCAUAUUAACAUUUUCAGUUACAAAUGGUGAAGAUGGUCAUUGCAUUUGGUAUGGUCAAUGUUACAAAGAUGAAAGAGGAAAUGCAAAAUAUUGUCCAUACACUGGUCCAGCAAAGCAACUUGACAACGAAAGUCAUCAACUGCUAAAAAAAAAUUGUCCUCAUUUAAUUGAUGAUGCUGAAAAUAAUACAAAAGCAUGUUGUGAUAUAGAACAGUUAAAAACACUUGUUGCAGGUCUCAAAUUAGCUGAAAGUUUUAUAGCAAGAUGUCCAAGUUGUAUGAAUAAUUUUGUAAAAACAUUUUGUGAAAUGACCUGUAGUCCAAGACAGAGUUUAUUUUUAAAUGUCACAAAAUUUGGACCAAAUAAUACGUACGUUGAUGAGAUUGAUUUUUAUGCAAGUCGUAAAUUUAUUGAGGGUACUUUUAAUUCUUGUCGUAAUGUAUUGGCACCAAGUUUUGGAAAAAAUGCAGUAGAUGUUAUGUGUGGUAGUUUAGAUGAAGGUGGCUGUACUGCUGACAAGUUGUUUUUUUUCAUGGGUGAUAGUGCCAACAAUAAGUAUGUACCAUUUCAAAUUACUUUUAUUAUAAGUGAUGAUAAAACUGGUAACUUUACACCACUAAAUCCAAGUGUAACACCUUGCUCUAUGGCACUCAAUGAAGACACUCCUGCUUGUGGUUGUGUUGAUUGUGAAGAAAGUUGUCCAAUAAUACAAUCGUCUUUACCAGUUUCAUUUCAAGUUGGAGGUUUCGAUAUUGUUACUCUUAUUGUCACAAUUGUUUUUAUAAUUGGAUCAAGUUUAUUUUUAUUACUGACAUGUUGUUUAGGAAAACAACAACAGUUCAAUCUACCAACUGGAAAUCCAGAUAAAGAGUCUAGAUUACUUGAAAAACUUGGAUAUUCUUUUGAUCAAUCAUUGGAAACAUUUUUUUGCAAAUGGGGAACAUUUUGUGGCAAAAGACCUUGGACUGUUCUUUGCAUUGGAAUGCUAGCAAUAAUAGCUUUAAGUACUGGAAUAAUAUUUACAAAAAUGACAACUGAUCCUGUUGAAUUGUGGGCAUCACCAACAUCACGUGCUCGUCAAGAACGUGAAUACUUCAACAGCCACUUUGAGCCAUUUUAUCGCAUACAACAAAUUAUUAUUACCUCGGUUGAUUUACCAAAAAUUGUUCACAAUACUAAAAAGGGCAUGAUUGAAUUUGGUCCAGUCUUCAACAAGACGUUUCUUAAAAAGAUCUUGGAACUGCAGGAAGGAAUAAAAUCAAUAAAAACCACGAAUAACGUGAGCUUAUCAGACGUUUGUUUUGCACCCUUGGCUGAUACCUUUAGUAAAAAAGUUAAUAUCAAUAAAUGUUUGAUUCAAAGCAUAUGGGGUUAUUGGCAAGAUAAUGAACAAAGAUUCGAUAGAAAAAAAAUGCGCCAGGGUUUUGAAUUGAAUUAUCUUGAUUACUUCAUGCAGUGCAUUGGAAAUCCUUACGAUCCAUCGUGUUUUGGAAAGUAUGGUGGACCAAUUGAACCAGCAAUUGCAGUUGGAGGUUUUUUAAAUUCAGGUGAAACUCCAAAGAAUUACGAAAAUGCAACAGCAAUCAUUCUGACCUUCUUAAUCAACAAUCAUCAAAAUAAAACACACCUUGAACCAGCUAUGGAAUGGGAAGAAGAAUUUAUUAAUUACAUGAAAAAUUGGACUGUAAAAGCAAAACCACAGUACAUGGAUGUUGCAUUUUUUUCGGAAAGAUCCAUUGAAGAUGAACUAGAUCGACAAACACGUUCAGACAUUCCAAUAAUUAUGAUUUCGUACCUCACAAUGUUUUCUUAUAUUGGAAUUGUCCUGGGAAGAUUGUGUUCAUUUAAGAGACUUUUCAUUGAAUCAAAAUUCACACUUGGACUUGGAGGAGUACUAAUCGUCUUAGCAUCAGUCGCCAGUUCAGUUGGAAUAUUUGGAUAUGUUGGAAUUUCUGCUACUUUGAUUAUCCUCGAAGUCAUUCCAUUUUUGGUGCUUGCUGUUGGAGUUGAUAAUAUAUUUAUCCUUGUUCAAACGCAUCAAAGAGAAGAAAUUAAAUCAGAUGAAUCAAUUGCUGAACAUAUUGGACGAAUUUUGGGGAAAGUCGGACCUUCUAUGUUGCUGACAACUGUUUCAGAAAGUUUUUGUUUUUUCUUGGGAGCCUUGUCUGAUAUGCCAGCUGUUAAAACUUUUGCUCUGUAUGCUGCUGUGGCUCUGCUUAUUAAUUUCAUUAUGCAGGUCACGUGCUUUAUCUCUCUCUUGACACUGGAUACCAUCAGACAAAAGAAUAACAAAUAUGAUGUUUUCUGCUGUAUGCGAGGCUCAACAAAAGUCAUUGAAAGAAGCAAUACAAAUGGAGACUUUUACAAAAUCAUCAAAUCUAGCUUUGUGCCAUUUUUAUUACACAAGUGGGUUAGGCCUGUAGUGAUAUUGGUAUUCUUUGGCUGGCUAUGCAUGAGCGUCAGUGUCUUACCAAAUAUAUCAAUCGGUCUGGAUAAAGAAUUAGCAAUGCCAGAAGACAGUUUCGUUUUGAAAUAUUUUAAGUUCCUUAAUGAAUACUUGUUAAUGGGACCACCUACAUAUUUUGUUGUGAAAGAAGGACUUGACUACUCUGAUAGAAAAACUCAGAGCCUCAUUUGUGGGGGGCAAUAUUGCAAUCCUGAUUCUUUAUCAACGCAAUUGUAUGCUGCAUCAAAACAAACCAAUGUGACAUAUAUUGCAAAGCCCGCAUCUUCUUGGCUCGAUGAUUAUUUUGAUUGGACAAAAUCUGAGAAUUGUUGUAAAUAUUUUGUCGCCAAUGAUUCAUUUUGUCCACACUCUGACUCCACGUGUGACUCUUGCGAUAUAAGAUCUAAUAAAUUUGGAAGACCUAGUUCACAUGAUUUUAAAAAAUAUAUAUCAUAUUUUUUACAAGAUAAUCCAGAUGCAACUUGUGCUAAAGCUGGGCAUGCUGCUUAUGGACAAGGUGUUAACUAUCGGUGUGAUAAAAUUACCAAUUUAUCUGAUGUUGGAGCAUCCUACUUCAUGACCUAUCAUUCGAUAUUGAAGACAUCAGAGGAUUAUUACGAGUCUAUGAAGGCUGCUAGGAAAAUAUCAAAUAACAUCACAGAUAUGAUCAACGACAACUUGAAGAAAAUGAAUAUCAAUAGCACUACUGAAGUUUUUCCUUACAGUAUUUUCUACGUUUUCUAUGAACAAUAUUUAACGAUCUGGUCAGAUACUCUUAGAAGUAUUGGAAUAUCAAUACUUGCAAUUUUUAUAACAACAUUUUUGCUGAUGGGCUUUGAUGUACUUUCAUCGUUCAUUGUUGUUGGUACAAUUUCAAUGAUUUUAAUUGAUAUAGGAGGUCUCAUGUACUGGUGGAAUAUUGAACUUAAUGCUGUCUCUCUUGUCAAUCUUGUUAUGGCUGUUGGAAUUUCGGUGGAAUUUUGUAGUCAUAUAGUCCACUCAUUUGCAAUUUCAGUUAUGAAAACAAAGACUGAACGAGCUGCAGAUGCUCUGAGAAAUAUUGGAGGCUCAGUAUUCAGUGGAAUAACAAUGACAAAGUUUUUUGGUAUUGUCGUUCUUGGACUUGCUAAAAAUCAAAUUUUUCGGGUAUUUUAUUUCAAAAUGUAUUUCGGAAUCGUUUUAUUCGGCGCAGCACAUGGUCUCAUAUUUUUGCCAGUUUUAUUGAGCUACACGGGGCCACAAGUAAAUCGUCAGAAAGUAUUAGAGCACCAGAAAUCAUUGGUUCAAGACAAUCAACUUCACAAUGGGAUUUCAUCUUCAGCAAUUAUAAGUAGGCUUUGUUCAACUACUUCGUCAACAGCUGUUCUUGAUGGUUUCAUUUAG
This is a messenger RNA of Aphidius gifuensis, 3873 nucleotides long. Its product is annotated as NPC intracellular cholesterol transporter 1-like. NCBI's taxonomy places the organism in Eukaryota, Metazoa, Arthropoda, Insecta, Hymenoptera, Braconidae. Bases 1 to 3873 code for a protein of 1290 amino acids. Gene Ontology annotation, molecular function: lipid carrier activity. Gene Ontology annotation, cellular component: membrane. The record is from RefSeq and is a predicted model, not a curated record. The transcript is spliced from 7 exons.